Messenger RNA from Saccharomyces mikatae IFO 1815, 573 nucleotides. RefSeq names its product Spr6p (gene SPR6). Lineage: Eukaryota; Fungi; Ascomycota; Saccharomycetes; Saccharomycetales; Saccharomycetaceae. The record is from RefSeq and is a predicted model, not a curated record. The coding region runs from base 1 to 573 and encodes 190 amino acids. The transcript has a single exon.
AUGGCUGUUUCAUACAUAUGGCAAUCGUAUUUUCCCUCCGAUUUACGUUGGAUUUACCCUCUACGUUCUAGUAGCAGUUUACAAAAUGCGAAGUCCUCUUUCGCAACGGAAAUGCUAUUUAAAGGAAAGGAAAAUGACAUCCAAGAUGCAUGCAACAACAGAAUGAUUAAACUGUUGCUGCAAGGCACAGAUUCAAAGAGACAGCAUGCUUACUUGCAGGAAAUCAGUUCAAGUAGAAAAAAGAAAACUCACAUCAAAAAAUUUCUGAAAAAGCAGAAGAAAUCAAGGAAACCGAUCACACUGGAGCAUGGCUGCUUGUCAGGUCCCGUAACCUUGCGCUUUGGAAGCUUUGCGGGAAUCAGAGAUUUGAGAGGUACAAGAUGCCCACUCCACGGCAUAAAACAUGGCUUUCACCCAAAACCAGGAGAAAGAUGUGCAUGCCAACAAGCUACUCUCUUUCCAAGUCCUCUGACCCGGUUCAGUUAUGAACAGUCAAUUGCGAUCGACUGGUCUGGAUCCUCUACACAGCUCUAUGACAGUAUAGCUGAUGAGUUUUCAUCCUUAUAUUUUUGA